AUGAUUAAGGUUGAAAAACACCUCCAUAGACAAGUAAGGAAUGAACUCACCAAUCAGAGACAAGUAAGGAGUGAACUCACCAAUCAGAGACAAACAAGGAGUAAACUCACCAAUCAGAGACAAGUAAGGUGUGAAUUCGCCAAUCAGAGACAAAUAAGGAGUGACCUCACCAAUCAGAGACAAGUAAGGAGUGACCUCACCAAUCAGAGACAAGUAAGGAGUGACCUCACCAAUCAGCGACAAGUAAGGAGUGAACUCACCAAUCAGAGACAAGUAAGGAGUGACCUCACCAAUCAGAGACAAGUAAGGAGUGACCUCACCAAUCAGAGACAAGUAAGGAGUGAACUCACCAAUCAGAGACAAGUAAGGAGUGACCUCACCAAUCAGAGACAAGUAAGGAGUGACCUCACCAAUCAGAGACAAGUAAGGAGUGACCUCACCAAUCAGAGACAAGUAAGGAGUGAACUCACCAAUCAGAGACAAGUAAGGAGUGACCUCACCAAUCAGAGACAAGUAAGGAGUGACCUCACCAAUCAGAGACAAGUAAGGAGUGACCUCACCAAUCAGAGACAAGUAAGGAGUGAACUCACCAAUCAGCGACAAGUAAGGAGUGAACUCACCAAUCAGAGACAAGUAAGGAGUGACCUCACCAAUCAGAGACAAGUAAGGAGUGACCUCACCAAUCAGAGACAAAUAAGGAGUGAACUCGCCAAUCAAAGACAAGUAAGGAGUGAACUCACCAAUCAGAGACAAGUAAGGAAUGAACUCGCCAAUCAGAGACAAGAAAGGAGUGAACUCGCCAAUCAGAGACAAGUAAGGAGUGAACUCACCAAUCAGAGACAAGAAAGGAGUGAACUCACCAAUCAGCGACAAGUAAGGAGUGAACUAACCAAUCAGAGACAAGUAAGGUGUGAACUCACCAAUCAGAGACAAGUAAGGUGUGAAUUCGCCAAUCAGAGACAAGAAAGGAGUGAACUCACCAAUCAGCGACAAGUUUGUAUAGAACUUAUAUCAUCUUCACCAAAGUCAGACAGCUUCGCAUCAUGCAGUUGA
Ostrea edulis (European flat oyster) is the source of this 1053-nucleotide messenger RNA. RefSeq names its product myosin-4-like. The record is from RefSeq and is a predicted model, not a curated record. The coding region runs from base 1 to 1053 and encodes 350 amino acids. The transcript is spliced from 3 exons. NCBI's taxonomy places the organism in Eukaryota, Metazoa, Mollusca, Bivalvia, Ostreida, Ostreidae.